GUGACAAUAGAGGGAUUUGGUAGGGGAAUUUGAGAGCAACAAUGGCAUUUAAGGAAGAGAGGAAAUAGAGAAAAGAAGAAGAAGACCCAACAAUUAAGGGAUGUGGCAUUUUAAACAAAAUAAAAAAAAAAUUUAAAAGAAAUAUCACCGUUGGAAGCCACGUAGGAUUAAUACCGGCUACAACAAGUGAGGUAACCUGUAGGGACCAAUAAAAAUUAAAGACCCCAAAGGUCGGAUUAUUAAAUAAUAAUCCAAAGGUCGGAUUAUCAAAAAAGAAUGGACUAAAGGUCGGAUUAUUAUCAUGAAUUUUUCCUUUGAAUAAUAACAAGAAGAAACUAGCCACCAAUUCACCACCACACAAUACCUAUUUCCUUCAUUUUCCUACCUUCUUCAGCCACCACACCACUUGACGCCCCUCCCCCACUACUAGCCACCCCUCGCCGGAGCUCCCCCGUCCUUCGCCGCCCCUCCCCUCCCCCUGAAAAACUCUCCCCUCCCCCGAAAAACUCCCGCGAAAUCCCUAAAAACUCUUUCGAAUUCAAGUUUUCAAAUUGUUUAUUAAACCCUGAAUUAUUCUACCUGCAUUUUUCUGGAUCUUGGAAACUUUGAAUAGAGCAAAGUAAAGAUGCUAUACAUUAUAGGAUUGGGGUUGGGAGAUGAGAAAGACAUAACUUUGAGAGGUUUAGAAGCUGUCAAGAAAUGUGAAAAUGUUUACAUUGAAGCUUAUACUUCACUCCUUUCUUUUGGUAUUUCUUCUGAUGGUCUCUCUAAUUUGGAAAAAUUAUAUGGGAAACCUGUGAUUGUGGCUGAUAGAGAAAUGGUGGAGGAAAAGGCGGAUUCUAUGCUUUCGCAAGCUCGUGAUUCCGAUGUUGCUUUCCUUGUUGUCGGGGAUCCUUUUGGAGCUACAACACACACGGACCUUGUUGUUCGGGCAAAGGAGAUUGGAGUUGAGGUCAAGGUAGUGCACAAUGCAUCAGUGAUGAAUGCAAUUGGAGUAUGUGGAUUGCAAUUGUAUCGUUAUGGAGAGACGAUUUCAAUUCCUUUCUUUACCGAGACAUGGAGACCUGAUAGCUUCUAUGAAAAGAUUAAAAGAAACCGUGAUCUUGGUCUGCAUACUCUGUGUUUGUUAGAUAUAAAAGUGAAGGAACCCUCACUGGAAUCUCUCUGCAGGGGAAAAAAGAUAUAUGAACCACCAAGGUUCAUGUCCAUUGGAACUGCAAUAGAACAGCUCCUUGAGGUUGAGCAGAAGUGUGGUCAAUCAGCUUACAGUGAAGACACUCUUUGUGUGGGUUUUGCCCGGUUAGGAAGUGAGGAUCAAAUCAUUGUUUCGGGUACAAUGAAGAAACUGCAAACUGUUGAUUUUGGAGAUCCACUGCAUUGCCUUGCCAUUGUUGGCGAAACUCACCCCGUGGAGGCAGAAAUGUUGCAAUUUUACGCAGUCAACGAAUAAAAGAGUAUUCGAAGAUUCAUCUUCGAUGGGGAUUAAAGAACCCAGCACUGUUUUGUUGACAUGUCAAAGGUCCUACAAACUCCUAGCAGCACUGUAUGUUGCUAAAUGAUGCUCCAUAGCCCAUAGUUUUCCUUUCAGGGUUGAGAAUCUUCUUAAACCAUCGGUGGACGAUUGAGAGUGGCACUAAGCCAUAAUUUUGUUAUACUUAUGUUUUUUACUAGCUUGUUUAAUUGUAACAAUUUUGCUGAACAUUAGUCAAUUUUAGCGUGCUGCAACAGUCAUUGCUAGUAUUUUUUUUCUCUUGUAAAGUAACAUUAUUAGUCAAAUGCAGCAUGCUGAUGAAUUCAGCAGAUAUUUUAGA
Chenopodium quinoa (quinoa) is the source of this 1811-nucleotide messenger RNA. Its product is annotated as probable diphthine methyl ester synthase. Lineage: Eukaryota; Viridiplantae; Streptophyta; Magnoliopsida; Caryophyllales; Amaranthaceae. Gene Ontology annotation, biological process: protein histidyl modification to diphthamide. The transcript is spliced from 6 exons. The coding region runs from base 626 to 1450 and encodes 274 amino acids. The record is from RefSeq and is a predicted model, not a curated record. Gene Ontology annotation, molecular function: diphthine synthase activity.